Molecule: messenger RNA, 1749 nt
Organism: Aethina tumida (small hive beetle)
Lineage: Eukaryota; Metazoa; Arthropoda; Insecta; Coleoptera; Nitidulidae
Exons: 2
Coding region: 1040-1345 (101 amino acids)
Source: RefSeq, a predicted model, not a curated record
UUUACGGACUCUUGUGGAACAACAAUUGUGGAUAUUGCGGAGCAAGGCAUCAAUUACAAUGCCGAGUUGGAUCGCAUGUGGAGGAACUUUCAAGUAGAGAUUCAGAAAGAAAAACAUCUUUUGUUUUGCACCACCCACGAAUUCAGUCAUGUUUGCCAAUAUGAAAUUGAGUGUGGAUUAAGUGUUGUCAGAGACUGUACACCUGUAGUUAGAAUAGUGAACACCUGUGAAGAUGAAACCAACGUGUCCUUUGACAUUGAAGAAUGGAUAAACUUUAUUCGAAUUAUUCAGAAUAUUUCAACUGAGCAACCGGAGGAGAUGAGCAGUUUAUCAGUUACAUUUCAAAAAGUGUCCGAAGAAAUUUGUUUAUCAUACGAUCCGAUAUUUAAUUGUGUAAAUUUAUAUCGAGCAGACAGUUGUGUACUUUUACACAGGUGCGACAUUGAAAAUAUUAUUUUGUUAAAUGGUAUAAUAUGUAGUAUAAUAGAAAUCUUGACAACGGCAUUCCCCUCUCCUUUUCUUCCUCUUCAUACCGAUAAUUGUUUGUAAUUGUUAGAAUAUGUACGAAUGUUACAUUAAUAAUAAUUAAAUUUAUAUUGUAAUUAUUGUAGGUUUAUCAGUUUAGUAAUUAUAUUUGUAAAAAAUAUUAUCCAUUUUGUGAAAUAAAUACUGUAUACUCUAUUUCAUUGUUUUAUUUACAUACAUUUUAAUUUACGACUAGGGUAUUUUUAUUGUGCAUCAUUGUCGUUCAUUCAAGUUGAGAUUUGAUAACUUGUACAGACAAGUUGGAUUUACUCUGUCAAGUCACGCCUACUACUACCACCACCACCAACACUAUUUUGUGAUUAUUGGUCGGGAGGGUGAGGGUGAACUUUACUUUUUACAUUUUCAUUCUCAUCGCUGCCAUUCCAUCAGUGGCAGCUUUACCAUCACCAUCAUCAUCACUAUCAUCAUCAUUAAUCAGGGUAAGUACAAAUAAUUAAUAACUUUUGUAUAAAUGUAUGUUAUAUGAAUAUUUCUCUAAGCAGUGAACAGAAACAUGGAUUUGCAACAAAUCAACGCUGUAACCGAUCAGAACAGAAAACCCAUAUCCAAGCUGACCAGUCUACAGGAAGGAGAAGGUCAUUUGAUACUCGGGAUGAGGAUAGUGAAUGGCACAUUCGGUAAAAGUGUCAUGGUGGAGUUGGAAAAAACUGUAGUGUUUCUGCCGAAUCGAGCGACCCAUGUACUGGAGGCCAACAUCGAGAAGUUUGAACCGGAAAAAUACUUGCUUGUAUUCACAGGUCAACAACUCAUUGGUGGUUACUCCAAGCCACUUGCCACAUUUCAAAUUGUUACGAAAUAAUAAUAAAAAUUAUACAUUAUAUAAAUACACAAUAAUAAAAUCAUAAUUAUAAAUUAAUUGCAUUUUCAUUCACUCUUGCGUCUUCCUACACUUUUGGUCUGAGGUGGCCCACGACUCAUACACUCGUGACGUCACUCCUACGCUUUUGGUCUGAAGUGGCCCACGAACGGGUAAAAAUAAACAAAUGUGCGCAUAUGCGUCUUCCUUCGCUUUUGGACUCAAGUGGCCCACGAGGAAAAGUAAACAAAGGUGCGCAUAUCAUACACUCGUGACGUCACUCCUACGCUUUUGGUCUGAGGUGGCCCACGACUCAUACACUCGUGAUGUCACACCUACGCUUUUGGUCCGAAGUGGCCAACGAAAGGUGCGCAUAUCGUACACUCGUGACGUCACUUCUACGCUUU